AUGAGAAUGGACUUGUUUGGCUGUAAGGAUUGUAAGUAUAAUUUGUUAGAGGGAGAUUUGUAAAAAUUUGAAUUACUGAGAUACAUGUGUUGCCGUAUACAGCCAAUAAUUAAUAGUAAUAAUACUUAAAAAUUCAUAAAGCGCCUUUUCCAUGCAAAUAUGAUCAAAAGCGCGUUACAGUGCUUUGAAUGUUAAAAAAGAAAAGAAAAGCUGAAAUGUACAUAGCAAUUUAAGCUAAAAAGUAAAUUAAGCUUAAAAAUUUGAAUAAACAAACGAGCUUUAUCUUAGUAUCGCACGCAGCCGUUUUUGUCUCGUCACACAACUCUCCUCCCCAUCUUUCUUCCUCGGGUAACCAAUGAGAACAAGGAAUGUGCCUCAUUUUGCUUGCUAGCCACAUAAUAAGUACUUAAGUGCUAUUUGGUAUGAUGCAGUACUUUCUAGCCUGCUCAAAGGAAAUGGGAUUGAGACAUCUACUUGCAGGGUAACUGCUGUCGUCGAAAACGGAGGCAUCUGCAUCAAAAUUCGUCCUCAAAACAUCCCCACAAUGCAAUUCGAUCGACACAACACCUGACCCCAGCCUCACGCGCAACCUCGAAGUGGCCAAUAAAGAUUUGCGGCACUCGAUUGGUUAUCAAAAAAUUCUAUUGUUUUCUGCCAAUCAUAGUUCUUCAUUCUCUGAUAAUUGAAUUACAUUUCCUCGUUUUUGCACUCUGUUUACUUAUAAACCGUUUACAGUCCCUUAUUUUUCCGUAAGUUCCUCGAGAUCAAUCGCUUUACAUUACGGGCGGCCAUGUACCUUGGUUUUUGUAUCAAAUCUACUUUCUCGCCUCCCUCCCCCCACAUAAACCCCACAUGCUAAAAACCCCGACACCCGCCCCUUGGUACAAAUGAAAGCAAAAUGGCCGCCCGUACCGGUAAGCGCGCGAUCUUAAAACUGCAUUGCUCUCAUCGAAUCAGAUUCAAUAAACCUAAUCGUCUGUAAAAUUUAGAUAUUGUAUUUGAUAAGUUUCCCAAAUUAUUUCUUGUCGUCUUUACAUUGAUUAUGUGCUUUUCUUUUUCAGACCAAGUUUCGUUGGCGUUAAACAUUAAUCUUUAUGAUGUUCGUUUGAUAGCCGACACUAGUGAAUCUGUGACUCUAACCUGUGUGGCAAGUUACAGCCCUCGACAACCCUCUGGGUAUAGUUGGAGCAGAGAUGGAACGGGGCUGUCUGACACAACCUCCUCUGUUACUAUACCUUACAACAGUGCCAGUAAUAUAUACACUAACUCUUGUGCAAGAAAGCUUCAUUCAGCCAGUGAAGUCCAGUGUAAUUCAACCUACCAAUGCUCUGCGUCACUUUCUGGAAUACAAAGCAGUCAUUUUACCACUGCAAAUGUUAUAGUGUCCUUAAGUAAGCAACAAUUUGUGCGUACCUUGAAACUCCUUUUUGCUCGUUAUUGUGUGUAUAAAAAUUAAUUUAAUAUUAGGGAACACGCAGUUUUCAGGAACUAAUAUAAGGACACGAAAAUAUAUAGCAUUCCAACAAUACAUAACUGUAAACGUAUUUGAUGAAAGAAGUACUUUCUCAAAAAAACACCUCAACCUUUAACGUAUUCUAAGUGGGUUGACUUACUUUUUUAAAAUUAUUCUCUCUUUUUUUUCGCGCGUUUGUUUAUUCGUUGAUUUUGUCACUAUUUCGACGGUAUAAGUGCUGAGUAUUAGAUAACCUUAUAAAUUAGGCUCAUUAUGAGGAACAUUUUCGCUCUUUUCAGAGAAACCACGCCAGCCAGUUGUUCAAGUUAAUCCAAGUGACGUUAAAGCAAGAUCAACAUUAGUUAGAUGGUCGUAUAGUCCUGGAGGGGAUGAAAUGCCUGUUACUGCCUACAAUCUUGAGUAUCGAAAUAGUACUUCUACAGAUGAUAUAACUUUGGGAGUUGUAUUGAGUAAACUGAUUACUAACCUCAAGCCAUACACACUUUACAGUGUUAGGUUGAUAGCCACAAGUGGCUUAGGAAAGGGUCUGUGGAGUAAUUUCCAGAAUUUCACAACAAGAACUGCCAGUAAGUGAUGAUGCAAAUUUGAUGCAGUGCUAAGAAUGAUAAUUUAUAUAAUACGUUAUUUUUCCAAUGUAUUGACCGUUACAUCGUUUUAGCGGCUCCAAUCAUUCAGGUAAUGAAAUAUUAACUACUGCUGUUAUCAUCUAAUCGAUACUUUCAUUAAAAUCUGAAGAACUGUGACAGAUAAAGGUGUGUAAGAUCAUAAUCAGGCGUCCGGUCAUAGGACAGAGCUAUUCUGAUUGAGUAUCAAUCAAUCUGAACUUAACUUGUUAUUUUCCCUUUUUAGAGCCUGAAGUCGAUGUCCCAAUCGUGAGUGUGACAAGUCUUACUUCGCAGUCAAUUCUUGUGAAAUGGCAGGUAAACAUCAGAUUUAUUUUAACAAAAACUCCUUCGUGUCCAUAAGUACUUCGUUUCUCAAGAGGGUUGCCUAUUAUUUCCAUGCUUCUCCAAAGACUAUUACCCAGUCGCUAUUGAGGUAGGCGGAUCUUUCCCUCGCCCCUUCCCACAACUCUUCUCCCCCACUCAAUCCUCUCAUACCCCGAGAUUUAUAAAUGGCGACCGUGUAGGAGUCUGGUUUCCUCAGACAGAAAAAACCUGUGUAACCAGUGCCAUCUUGGUUCAUUUGAUAUGAUCACGGCCUUUGUGUAAACAAGAGAAAACAUUUUAGGCUUGAAAUUGUCUGCAUCAAUCCCACAAAUUUAUCAUUUUGAGAUCUUAACGUUAAAUGGAGUUAACUGUUAAAAGGUUUGAAAAUAAACGUAGGUAAUGGGGAGGAGACUGGUUAUUAAAGCCGGCGAACAUCACUGGGAAGAUAAAAAUAAACUGGGCUGUAGUUUAUGAAGUGAAGUCCGCGACAGUGCACAAUCCUUUGUUUUUUGUUAAUGAAUUAUGACUGGGUGAAUUAAUGCGAUUUGAUGUAAAUGAUAUUUAGAAACUAAUGAAUUCGGCAUUCUAUUCGUAGGAUAUGAAGAAUUAAGCAGAUCGAGGAGGGUGUUAACGGUCUCUGUGGAUAACACCCUCUAAGAUUAUACAUUAUUUAUUUAUUUAUUUCAUUUAUUUAUUAUUCAUUCAAAAAAACUCCUAGUUUAAAAACAUAGCUAAAACAUGCUUACCUGCAUCGAUGUUAAGUUUAUCUUCGAUAGUGUACGUUUAGUUCAAUUUGUCCAGCUCCGCAAAUAUUCUCCAAAUAGCAAAUGUCGCCCUCCGCUGUUGCCUUCUUGCUGUUUUUGCUAUGUUUUUAGCCAUUAUUUCGCCUAGUUCCAGCUGUAGUUCUUACUCUUGACACGAGUAAAGUUUAGUUUUCACAACGAAAACAACUCAACCUCGUCCCCAGGUCUUCUCGGUUAACGGUGCAUUAACCUAUAGAAGGCUGCAUUUUUGACGUAAUUUCCUCGGUAAAAACAAAAUUCUUCCAAAUUUGGUCAUCAGUAACUGGCUAUGGUGAAGUAUGCAUGUGCUUUUAGCCAAUCAGAAUUGGGGAAAUAUUUUGAAUGAAUAAUAAUGAACGUUAUGCAACGUCAAGCCCCCAAAAAGCUAACAAAAGUAUAUACAAAAACUUUUAUAUUCCUCUUAAUUAACUAUGGUAUAAAGCAUGUUUUGCAAUAGCUGUGGAUUCACAAGUAUGUCAAAAAGAACGAAGAAGGAAGACCAAUACAAAAAACAAAAACAACAGCAGUUACAUGGAGGAGGGUUUCUGGUUAGAUAUUUACCGUGAUCUGCGGCGGUCUCCAAAUUCUGGUCUCGCCGUUAUGACAGUAGUGACUUUCAAACAAAUGUUUGAAGAUAACCACGGGUACGUCCGUAUGAGCAUGCAAGGUUUAACUGGGAGGAGAGGUUACUUAAUGAUGUAUUACUUGAACACUAAUUUAGUCAUAUUCACGUCCAAGACACCAAGCACCACUAAUUUAAAUGGACCCCUUAGAGGGUACAGCAUUGCAUACAAGGAAGAAGGGAAAUCUUCAUGGACAACAGUCAACGUCAGUGACUCAUCAACCGAUGAGACUUUACAGAACCUGAAGAAAUGGACCGUAUAUUUCAUUAGAAUCGCAGUCAGUAAUGGCGACUUUCUUGGUCCACCGGGUCCUGAAAAGCAAGUUCGGACGCUAGAAGAUGGUUUGUAUACUCCUUAACUUGAGCUUGUUUUCUACAAGUAUCUGUUUCUUUUCCCUUAUUACUUCCAGAACAAGAAACGAAAAACUAACAAAAGGAGAGCAAUUGACUUUCACCUCUGUCUCUUCCUAUUUUCCCUUCAUUUAGCCCCCAGCAAACCAGUGAAUCUAAUGUUCACCUUGCAAGUGCCAAGUGAAAUAGCGAUGCCGAGAAUGACGGUCCACUGGCAACAGCCUGCUGAACAAAAUGGUUUCAUCAGAAAAUAUAGAUUGUUUUUGACCUACACCUUUGAUGGAAGACAAUCUACCAUUAUAAGUGAAACAAAUAAUCAGACCUUUAGCCACAGUCUAGAUGUUUUCGGUGGAAUUCAGUACAGUGUUGAGAUUUGGGCAGAAACUAUUAAACCUGGGCCAACGCUAACUGGAACUAAACAAGUACCAGAAUACAGUAAGUAUCUGCAUUCAGUUUCCUGCUCUCAGUGCUGUUGUAUCAGCGGGCCUUUGACAAGAUGAUGUGUGUACACGGAAUUCGUAAGGGAAAUGAGAAGCACUGAGAAGCUAUACAGCUUUGAGCUGUAAGUCCUUAAGAAAUGAAAGAGAGACACUCCUCCUGCUUAAAAAGCCCUAUAACGCCUGCAAACAGGAAAGAAAAGAAGGGGAAGAUUCCCAAGCCCAUUUUGAAGUACUUCUGCCACAUCGUGUUCAGUGAAAUCUAUAGUGUGUAUUGAAUAUAUGGUUAAAUUUUUUAACCCUCUACUUCAAUCUCGAAUAGUUACUUGUCAUUUACAAUUUUUCGGUUAUCGCAAGAUUGUAUUCUCACCAAUUGCUUCUUUUUUCAUUCUUUUUGCAGAACCAAGCGCGCCACCUCAAAACAUAACCUCUGAAAAGAUGAACGAAACAACUUACAAAAUAAGUUGGAAUCCUCUUCCCAGAGACAAGACCAAUGGUAGAGUGAUCGCAUAUGAAGUGAAUCAGACGAGGCUUUCUAUUACACUCACUGCAAGAUCCGCGUCCACUCCGUCAGUUCUGCAAAAAACAUCCGACACUUUUAUCGUUUUAACUGGUCUUUCAACGUGCUCUGUUUACAAAGUUGAAGUGCGUGCCUACACUUCUGCUGGGCCAGGAGUCUUUGGUAGACUUAAUCGUGACAUAACGACUUCAGGUAUUUCAAUGUAGUCAUAAUUCGACUUAAAACGGACACAAAAGGGGCAGAGCCGAGCGUGCGCGUUAUAGAGGAGUCCCUUUAGAGAUAAACUGUCCAAAAUAGAGAAGUGUUAGAAUUAUGUAUGAUCUCCAAGGGAAACUGAGUCGCUUCUUUGACAGAAUUAAUAUUAAGCUAUACAGGGAAAACUUUCCGUUCCAAAGAAAGCAAAUACAUAACGAAGUAUUAAGUAUCUUCGAAAAUGCUCUUAACCGGAAGGUCGAUGUAUUUAACUCGUUCUCAUAUAUUGUAAGUGUGUCCGUCGCUUACAAUCAUUGCAAAUGAUCAUUACUGAUUGGUUGUAGUUCCAAGUGAACCAACUGACGUGAAGACGGAAAAUCCUGGUAAACGGAGCAAAACCUUGCGGUGGGGUUAA
This is a messenger RNA of Porites evermanni, 5722 nucleotides long. The record is from the annotation of a GenBank genome assembly. NCBI's taxonomy places the organism in Eukaryota, Metazoa, Cnidaria, Anthozoa, Scleractinia, Poritidae.